AGUGAUGAUGCUGCUGAUCUAUUUGGGAAGUUGGCUGGCUCUCAAGGCAGAGUCUCUUCUCAAAGGCUGUUUCACAGUGAAAAUAUGCUCAGUGCAGCUGAGUGCAUGAAUGAAAAAGCCUCCGGUACCUUCUAGUCUGGCAAAAUGCAGCACAAAACUCAACUUACUCUGCCCUUUCUACUAUCCCAGGUGCUGUUGCUUGUAUUUGCAGAAGAUUUAGAAUGCACCCCUGGAUUCCAGCAAAAGGUUUUUCAUAUUGAACAGCCAUCUGAAUUCACAGAGGACCAGCCAGUUCUGAACUUGGUGUUUGAUGACUGCAAGGGGAAUGACAAGUUGAACUUUGAAGUUUCUAACCCAGACUUUAAGGUGGAACCCAAUGGAUCUUUAGUUGCACUGAAAAAUAUAACUGAAGCUGGCAGAGCUUUGUUCAUCCAUGCCCGGUCUGCCCAGGCUGAAGAUAUGGCAGAAGUUCUAAUUGUCAGAGGGAAAGACUAUCAUGGCUCUUUAAAGGAAAUCUUUAAGAUUGAAGAUGGCAGUCUUGGAAUUCUAAGACAAAAAAGGGCCAUUGUGGCAACAGCAAUGUUAAUUCCAGAAAAUCAGAGACCGCCAUUCCCCAGAGUCGUGGGCAGGGUUAUCGACAGUGAUGGAACAGAGGGAUCAAAGUUUCGACUUUCUGGAAAGGGAGUGGAUCAGGAGCCAAAAGGAGUAUUCAAAAUCAAUGAGAACACUGGGGAAAUCUCAGUGACACGGUCCCUUGAUAGAGAAGCCAUUCCCACUUAUCAACUGCAGGUUGAGAUCACUGAUGUCAGCGGCAAAAGUAUUGAAGGCCCUGUCCUUCUAGAUAUCAUUGUUAUUGAUCAGAAUGACAACAGACCCAUCUUCCGGGAAGGGCCAUACGUUGGACAUGUCAUGGAAGGAUCACCUACAGGAAGCACUGUGAUGCGCAUGAUGGCCUUUGAUGCUGAUGACCCUGGUACAGACAAUGCUCUUUUGAGGUAUAAUAUCCUUAAGCAGACUCCUGACAAACCAUCUCCAAAUAUGUUCUUCAUUGAUCCAGAGAAAGGAGACAUUGUCACAGUGGUAUCACCUGCAUUGUUGGACCGUGAGACGAUGGAAAACCCUAAGUAUGAGCUUAUUAUAGAAGCGAAGGACAUGGCUGGUCUUGAUGUGGGAUUAACUGGCACAGCGACAGCUACCAUUGUUAUUGAUGACAAAAAUGAUCACCCACCAGAAUUCACCAAGAAAGAGUUCCAAGCCACUGUAAAGGAAGGAGUCACAGGAGUGAUAGUGAAUUUAACUGUUGAAGACCGAGAUGACCCAGCAACAGGGGCCUGGAGAGCUGUAUACACCAUUAUCAAUGGAAACCCAGGACAGAGUUUUGAAAUCCAUACCAACCCAAAGACCAAUGAGGGGAUGCUCUCUGUUGUCAAACCUUUAGACUACGAGAUCUCAGCAUUCCACACACUGCUGAUCAAAGUAGAAAAUGAAGACCCACUGGUUCCGGACAUAGCCUACGGCCCCAGUUCUACAGCAACAGUUCAGAUCACUGUUCUGGAUGUAAAUGAAGGCCCUGUUUUCCACCCAGACCCAAUGAUGGUAACCAAACAAGAAAACAUCCCCACAGGCAGUGUUGUGUUAACAGUAAACGCCACAGAUCCAGAUACCUUGCAACACCAGACUAUUCGGUAUUCUGUUUAUAAGGAUCCGGCAGGAUGGCUGGAAAUUAAUCCUACAAAUGGAACCAUUUUCACCACUGCUGUCCUGGAUCGUGAAUCACCCUAUGUCCACAACAAUGUCUAUACAGCACUGUUUUUGGCAAUAGACAGUGGCAACCCUCCUGCAUCUGGCACGGGAACUUUACAGAUAACUCUGGAAGACGUCAAUGACAAUGCCCCUGCCAUUUAUCCAACAUUGGCAAAAGUCUGUGAUGACGCAAAAGAUCUCAGGGUUGUGGUCUUGGGGGCAUCGGAUAAGGACCUUCACCCUAACACGGAUCCAUUCAAGUUUGAACUGAGUAAACAGUCUGGCCCAGAUAAAGUGUGGAAAAUCACCAAGAUCAACAACACUCAUGCCCAGGUCAGCCUGCUUCAAAACCUGAAGAAGGCCAAUUACAACAUCCCAAUCUUGGUGACAGAUUCCGGAAAACCACCUCUGACUAACAAUACCGAACUGAAAGUACAAGUGUGUUCCUGCAAGAAAUCCAAAAUGGACUGCAGUGCAGCUGAUGCCCUUCAUAUCAGCAUGAUCCUAAUCCUUCUCUUUUCACUCUUCAGUUUAUUUUGUCUGUAAGAACUCCUGACAUUUGAAGCUGUCCUACCGAGUUGCCAUGGCAACAAGAAAGGGAAAACAUCAAAUCUGAAGAUUGCAGUUUACAGUUACUGUUCUUCACUUCUAGGCCUCAGUUGCUCCAGAUUCAGUUUAAUUUGCAACCUCACUUAGUCUAUCCGACUGUACGUCAGUGUUUGGCAACCUCUGCCCUUACUGUUAUUCAAUAAUGGAUUUCUCUUGCAAGAUGCAAGGUUUAAUGCGAAUUUUCACUGAAUGUUAAAAGACCAUGACAUCUCAACUUGACCUUCUGCGAGCUGAAUAUAGAAUGAAUCCAUUUUUUUCUAUCUGUUGACUUGUUGCUAUUCAACUGUUCAAAAACAAAUAUUUUGUCUGUGGGAUGGUAUUUGUAUAUGUAUGAAUGUAUGUGUGUAUAUAUAUUUAUAUGCAGAGAAGAGAUAUACAAUAGGUUUAGCUUUUAUGAGACAUUUGCCUGAAGUUUGGGAAGGACAAGACAGAGUAACAGAGCCAUAGGUGAGUUAUAAUUGUCCUGUCAUAGCUAAACCCAUUGUAUAUGUUGUCUAUACAAUGGUGUAACACAAAAGGCGAGAGCAACUGCAACUAUACCAUUAAAAUUGCUGUGUCAGUACUGCCAGCUAUACCAGGGCCAGUCCUCCACAAUGUCACUUCUUUUACCUCAGGCUCAGUGUACAAGAGACGCAAAUUCCCAAUGCUCUAUUUCCGAUCAAGAUUUCUUUCCUUCAGCCACAGAUGGUACUGAUGAGGCAGCAGUGAAAGCAGCUUUUCACUCCACAUUACAGUGACAGCAGCCCUGGGAGAUAAGGAGGCUGUGAUCUGCAAGGGGGCUGAAAGCAGUCAAAUGCACUAUGGGUCAUUUUCUAUAAUAUUGGGACACUCUGGGCUUGAUUUUAAAAGGGCCAUAACCCAGCCUCUCUUUUUGCUCCUGCCGAUAAUUAUUUGCUGGUGCAGUUGAGGACAUUUUAAACUUCUUAGUGCCUGAUCUGCAGGGGCAAUCAGAUAGGAAGAUGUUUACGUGUCAGAAGGCCUAUGCAAAUAGUAGGAGUAGAGGGAUUUCUCAGAUGCAUUGAUCAUCUCUCUUUCGACUUCUUAACCACAAAGGCCUGUUCUCGCUCUGCCCCCAUACAGCUCUCAUUGACGUCCCUGAGCAUAGUGAGGAAAUUGUAUUGUAUAAAUAUAUUCAUAUAUACAGUUUGGAGAGUAUAUAUAUAUAUAUACACACACACACACACAUAUACAUGUAUGCACAGUUUUCAAUUAAAACUAACAAGAUCAUUUCUCUGUGUGUGUGAAAUAACCACACUUGUUUGCAAACCUGGAAUUAAAAGGUGUCAUUAUGUAUGAAUAUUAAGCCUUUUUUUUAUUCUGUGAGCAUGUAAGGUAAACAAAAAACUUCUAACUGUAUCAAGAUGAUGAUCCUGUUAAUAAAUUGUAAAUGAUCCAUCAAAGCUCACACCAAAUUUUUUAUAAAAUUAACACACACAAAAAAUUAUAUUAGUGGCAGACCAUGGCUUUUACUAGAACUUGCCAGUAACUAGGGUGAGGUUAAAUGUCUUAGAAUAUUUUAAUAAACUUGCUUAUUUAAACUUUAAACAACAAUGCUUUCUUACGCAAUAGAACGUCACAGCUGCAUUUUUUGGUUAGCAUUUUUACAGUACUUAUGCGUCAUUCUGUAUGUUGUCAUUACUGCAGUGAGAUUAUACACAUACCUCCACAUCAUGUAUAUGUUUCAAUAUUAAAGCUUUUUGGAAGUAUAAAAAAUAAAUUCCAAACACACAUUUAGUUUUUUUCAUGAUGUUACACUAGAUAGUAAAUGUGUACUGAUGGUGAAAAAUUGCUGUACAAUAGCUUUUCUCUGACUUCCUGUAUUAUACCAAAUAUUACAACAGGUCCUUUUUAAGUAAAGUAAUAAUAAUAAUAAUUAAUAAUGGUGACAGCAAAAAAGUUAGUUUAUGUUGUGGACUUCCCUAAAUUUUUAGAUUUCUUCAUAAGAUAUAAACUGCCUUGAUACAAAAAGCUGUUUUUUUCUCUGAGAGCUUAAUACUUGAAGUCUGCACCCAGCAAAAACUCUCACUGACCUUGCUUCUUUCACAGCACGUCAUAGGUGUCUGAGUUACCACAGUAGUACUUAAAGGUCAAUGGGGGGUUCUUUAGAAAAGAAUUUCAGAAAGGUUCAUUAAGCAACUGCAGGCCUUUAAGCAGGAAGUGCCUGAUCUCAAAUGUUACUCCUACCUGAACAUGGGCAUGCUUCCAUUCCAUGCCAUCUGCCCCAGGCAUUGUGGUAAGCAAAUGCUGCUGCUUUAUCACCAAUCACUUAUACAUAUAAACAAGUGUUAAAUGCAAAAUUUGCAAAAGGAAAAUAGAUGAAUGCUAAAUACACUGGUUUCAGAGUAGCAACCAUGUUAGUCUGUAUUCGCAAAAAGAAAAGGAGUACUUGUGGCACCUUAGAGACUAACAAAUUUAUUAGAGCAUAAGCUUUCGUGAGCUACAGCUCACUUCAUCGGAUGCAUCCAAUGAAGUGAGCUGUGGCUCACGAAAGCUUGUGCUCGAAUAAAUUUGUUAGUCUCUAAGGUGCCACAAGUACUCCUUUUCUUUUUGCUAAAUACACUGUGGAUCUUUCCCAAAGAGGAAUUGCAUCCCAUGCCUUGGUCUACUAAACUCUUCGCUUGAGUGUAACGGAAACAACAACUAUCCUUCCACAUAAAUAUAUUUUUCUAAUGGGAUCCUUCCUCCCCUGCAAAUGGGCAUCAUUCAAAAUCUGUCAGUGAAAAGAUUCCCAUUGACUUCACUGGGCUUUGCGUGAGUCAUUAUGAGAAGCUAUCCCUGCUUCUUGUUCAGAACCUAGCACAUUAUGGAUCCUCCUAAGGGGGCCCAAAUCCAGGAAUAAAAAUUUUCUGUUUGAAUCUGUCCUAGCAACAAGCUACUGGGUAAAGCCAGUUGCCUAUCCUUUACCUGUGCAAUAAGAGUCCACAGUGCAGAGUAACAUCUCAAAUAAUAUUGCAAAAAAAUUGACCUAUACAUGGGGUGGCUAUCAAUGAGGAUAUUCCCCAGUGGAGGCUCUGGAUCACAGAGGUACCAAUACCUCCCUGACUUUCUCAUCCAAAACUGGGGGAAGGGGAGGUUCUGAAACCUCAGUCCCCAUCCUCUCCUGUUCAUAUACCCGAAGGCUCCAGCUGGAGUUAACCUCUGGGCAUUCGAGGCACGAAAAGAGGAACCCUACCUGCCAUCUUAAUAUUUUUUCCUCCUUUCCCAAGUUCCCAUAUUCAAGAAAGAACAUCUAUCAAGAAGCCCAAUAGGCCAAAUCUUACAGUCUUAUUCAAGAGAGAAUCUCCAUUAAAACUUAUGGGGUUCCUUACAUGAGGGAAAAGGCCCAAGAUGAUGUCAUUUCCUGAAACUCAGAAACUAUCAGAAUUUGGAAGCAUUUCAUGUCAUGCAAAAUCAGAAAAGAUCAAAAAGAAAAACCUCAUAACUUUUGCUCUUCCUUUUUAUGUUGGAUUAAGUUUAAAAUUUGUUCAGGUAUACCUUGCUAUUUUCAUAAUCCAUCAGUUAUUUUAAUUUAGCUAUUUUAGUUGCUACAACAUUUAUUUCUCUCUGUAUGUAUGUGUGUGUAAUACAUGCAAAGUUGUCUAUUUCAAAAGACACUGCAUUUAAUCAUUUUCAUUUUGAAGCAUAUGCAAAGCAUCACCAGUAUAAAUAAUUUAAUUUCAAAACCCUGUAUUUUCUGGUAAAACACGAAUCCAAUAUGACAGUUAUCAAGUUAAUCAAAGAAUGGUGUUGAUUAGCAGCUUAAUUGUGUCAUUUUCAGUGUACUUGCUAACUGAAACACUGUCAAUACACCUCAUGAGUGUGCUCGCAUUAUGCCUAUGUGCAUAUAUUAAUGUACAUUAUGUUCAGUAACUGCAGGUCUGAAGCUCAAAACAAAAGAAAACCAGCUGAAUUUCAUGGUGGGGAUCAAAUAAGAGUUAGAUUACAGUGGAACAAUGUUUUGGUAAUAUACCCAUGGAGCCAGAUUCUCAUCACAUUUCCAUGAAUAACUCCAUUGACCAGAGAUGAAAGAUGAAAAUCCAGCCUGUCUGUAAGACCCUAUACCUUCAGAUAUUUCAUCUCAUUUCUCAACACAUUGCUUUAUUCAGUCUGCUGUACAUAGUAAAAUAACAUAACUUGUCAUAAGACAUUUGGAAAUCAUUUAUCUGUAUUGUAGGUCUGUCUUGAACUUAGGGAAACCUACUGUCUAGAUGACUCACUUCCUUCACUGACCCCUUUAAAGUAUCCCUAAAGUCCACAGCACAAUUUGGUUUAACUUUUAUUUAGAAUGACCACACUUCUAGUCAAGUAACUCUUGUUGGUCUCUUUGGUGAUCAUUUAAACUAGGGUCCUCUGUAAUACAAUCUCAUUUAUUAGAUUAAGGAUUUCCAGUCAGUUGAUAGGUGACCUGGUUUAAAUGCUUUAUUUUAUCGUUACAGAAAAAGAGAAGCCUGUGUGUUAUGGUUAUGUUUGUUUUACCACUAGUCAUUCCUUUGCAUCACUAGUUUCCUAAAGCAUGGUGAUUGCUAAUUUGCCCCCUCUGUUUUUACCAAUAUAUUCAGCCAUUUGAUCACACAGUAGAGUUUUGUAAACGGAUCACAUUAUUGUUUGUCCAGAAGCCAAAUUCUUACCAAAUGUGCUUAUCUUAUUUCAUGUAAAAAUGUUGAGUAAAAGAUGAAUGACAAUAAAAAAUGACACUGGCUCAAGAAUAGCAGGUCCAAGAAAAAAUAUAGGAUUAUGUAUUCCCAUUACGGUAUCUGUAGAAACUUCUGUUGUCCAAAUGCUACAUCUCCCAAAGGGAGCAAAAAACCAAAACCAACAACAAUUCUUUCCCAUUUAGCUCUUGGUGAUUUGUAACCUUGAAGUUCACAUGCAAAUUAUUUCAGAAAACAAAGCUAGAUACAGAUAACUAUUUUACUGUGUAAAACUUACAGCCCAUUGCUGUGACUACUUUACCUAACCACAAGUUAUGAUGAUUGCUAACGUCUCAAUGUCCAAAUGAAAUGAAUACACACAAAAAUUCUCAGUGAAAGUUACUAGUUGCACAAUUGCUAUAUGUGUGUAUAUAUGUAGAUAUAUAGAGAUACACACAUACAUAUAUAGAGCUAUAUAUAAUAUAUGUAGAGGGGGAGAGUGAGAUUACACAGCAUGGGGAUUUGGAAUAAGCAGUUUAAUUCUAUGAAUUAUGGAUGAACACUCAACACAAGAUGGGGCGUGGUUUAUGCAUGGUCAACCCAAACUGCUGAAAAUAAAUAGUUUAUUCCCACCUCUGAUGUUGUAUUGAUUUAAGCCUCGCUCGGCUCUCUCUCUCUCUUUAUAUUGAUUUACAUAAUUUGAAGAUAUGCAUACUUGUUUACUGACUCCUUUUGUUUUAGUUGUCUAUGUACCAGCAAGUCAGUAGCACUGUGAAGUGGGAUACAGAAAGAACCCUAACUUUCUUCAGUAUUAGCAGGAUGACUAUAUGGAGCUAUACCCAUCCUCUGAAAGUUAUGCUUCUCCUCUGCAUUAAUAAGUGGCUGUAUUUGAUGUUUUGAGGUUAAAUGAAUGUACUCUAAAGGGACAGUGCAUGCAUGGGCAUGCAUACACGCCCUGCCCAUGAACUAGGAUUUGUAAAAUGAAAGUGUGUAUGGUGGCAAAUUCAGUACAGAUAUGCUGUGUGAUUAAUUGAAACGUCCAAUGGUAACCUCCUGUAUCGUCACAUUUGCCCCAUAAUGAACUGUGUCUCCUUCAGUCAUCACCAGGAAUUUUUGUUUGGAUUUGAAUAUUUUAUUCAGCUACUUUUCCAGUUAAUGGUUCCUUUAGGCCCUAAUUGCUGAAUUGCUUGCCGUUUCUGAGGUGUAAAUAAACGUUUUGAUUUAUGA
Dermochelys coriacea (leatherback sea turtle) is the source of this 8189-nucleotide messenger RNA. It is a transcript of the gene CDH13, whose product is annotated as cadherin 13. NCBI's taxonomy places the organism in Eukaryota, Metazoa, Chordata, Testudines, Dermochelyidae. The transcript has 14 exons. Gene Ontology annotation, cellular component: catenin complex; adherens junction; plasma membrane. Gene Ontology annotation, molecular function: calcium ion binding; cadherin binding. Gene Ontology annotation, biological process: sprouting angiogenesis; cell-cell junction assembly; calcium-dependent cell-cell adhesion. The record is from RefSeq and is a predicted model, not a curated record. Bases 145 to 2289 code for a protein of 714 amino acids.